AUGCCUGUUCAAGUAGCCACCGGUGAUAGGUUCCGUGAUAAUUCACUCUUGGGUAAUGAUAAAACAAUCAAUGAAGCAGAGGAAUCUCGAUUAGCAGAGAAAGCGAGACUAAUCGAACAUUAUAUUUACCGAGAUUCCAAUUUCACCGUCAAUAAACAUUAUAAAGACACAGCUCGAAGUAAGAUUUGGAAUUUAAAAGAUAAGAAGAAUCCUAAAUUACGGCGAAAUGUUGCUGAAGGAAUAAUUAGUGAAGAAUACUUUGCAAAAAUGGACGCGGAGGCGAUGGCUUCAAAAGAACGAAAACGUCAAAAUACAAUGAUUCGAAAGAAUUCGCUUGCGAGUUCAAUUGCUGUUGCCGAUUAUAAACCAGUACAAUAUAAUUCGGAUCCAAGUGAACCAAAGAUUACCACUGCUGAUCGUGCUGGUAAUAGGGUUUGGAGUGGAACAGAUAUGGAUUCAACAAUAUGA
Molecule: messenger RNA, 468 nt
Organism: Funneliformis geosporum
Lineage: Eukaryota; Fungi; Glomeromycota; Glomeromycetes; Glomerales; Glomeraceae
Source: the annotation of a GenBank genome assembly